Molecule: messenger RNA, 1850 nt
Organism: Porites evermanni
Lineage: Eukaryota; Metazoa; Cnidaria; Anthozoa; Scleractinia; Poritidae
Source: the annotation of a GenBank genome assembly
AAAAUCUUGAAUUCUGUAUUUUGGAAAGCUAAAGUCUUAAAGUCAGCAAAAAACUUGAAUUGCGAAUUUUGGAAAGCUAAAAACUUGAGGUCAGCCAAAAUCUUGAAUUUGGGAUUUUGGAAAGCUAAAAUCUUGAAGUCAGCCAAAAUAUUGAAUUCAGGAUUUUGGAAACCUAAGAUCUUGAAGUCGGCCAAAAUCCUGAAUUCAGGAUUUUGGGAAGCCAAAAUGUUGAAGUCAACCAAAAUCUUGAAUUCAAGAUUUUGAAAGCUAAGAUCUUGAUGGCAGCCAAAAUCUUGACGUCAGCAAAAAUCUUGAAUUCAGGAUAUUGGAAAGUUAAAAUCUUGAAGUCAGCCGAAAUCUUGAAUUCAGGAUUUUGGAAAGGUUUAAUCUUUAAGUCAGCCAAAGUCUUGAAAUCAGGAUUUUGGAAAGGUAAAAUCUUAAAGUCAGCCAAAAUCUUGAUAUCAGGAUUUUUCAAAGGUAAAAUCUCGAAGUCAUAAAGAAUCUUGAAUCCAGGACUUUGAAAACCCAAAACCUUAAAGUCAGCCAAAAUAUUGAACUCAACAUUUUUCAAAGGUAAAAUCUUAAAGUCAGCCAAAAUCUUGUAUUCAGGAUUUUGGAAAGCUAAAGUCCUGAAGGCAACCAUAAUCUUGAAUUGAGGAUAUUGGAAAGUUAAAAUCUUGAAGUCAACAAAAAUCGUGAAUUCAGGAUUUUGAAAAGCUAAAAUGUUGAUGGCAUCCAAAAUCUUGAGGUCAGCCCGAAUUUUUAAUUCGCUACUUUGAAAAGCUAAAAUGUUGAAGUCAGCCAAAAUCUUGAAUUCAGUAUUUUGAAAAGCUAAAAUUUUGAGGUCAGCCAAAAUCUUGAAUUUAGGAUUUUGGUUAGCUAAAAUCUUAAAGUCAGCAAAACUCUUGAAUUCAGAAUUUUGCAAAUCAAAAAUCUUGAAGUCAGCAAAAAUCGUGAAAUCACGAUUUUGGAAAGCUAAACUCUUGAAGUUAUUUUAAAUCUUGAAGUCAGGAGUCUGGAAGGCUAAGAUCUUGAAGUCAGCCCAAAUUUUAAAUUUAGAAUUUUGGAAAGAUAAAAUCUUGCUGUCAGCCCAAAUCUAUAAUUUAGGGUUUUGGAAAGCUAAAAUCUUAAGCUCAGCCAAAAACUUGAAUUCAGGAUUUUGGAAAGCUAAAAUCUUAAAGUCAGCCAAAAUCUUGAAUUCAGGAUUUUUAAACGCUUAAGUCUUGAAGUCAGCGAAAAUCUUCAAUUCAGGAUGUUGGAAAGUUUAAAUCUUGAAGUGAGCGGAAAUCUUUAAUUUAGGAUUUUGGAAAGUUAAAAUCUACAAGUCAGCCAAAGUCUUAAAAUCUAGAUUUUUGAAAGCUAAAAUCUUGAAGUCAGCCAGAAUCUUCAAGUCAGCCAAAAUCUUGAAUUGAGGCUUUUGAAGAGCGAGAAUUUUGAAGUCAGCCACAAUCUUGAAAUAAGAUACAAUAUUGAAUUCAGUUGUUUGGAAAGCUAAAAUCUUAAAGUCAGCCAAAACCUUGAAUUUAGGAUUAUGGAGAGCUAAGGUCUUGAAGUCGGCCAAAAUCUUGAAUUCAGGAUUUUCGAAAAAAAAAGAUGUAGAAGUCGGCCAAAAUCUUGUAUUUAGGAUUUUGGACAGCGAAAGUCUUGAAGUCAACCAAUAACUUGAAUUCAGGAUUUGGAAAGAUAAAAUCAUAAAGUCAGCCAAAAUCUUGAAUUCAGGAUUUUGGAAGGCUAAAAUCUUGAAGUCAGCCAAGAUCUUAAACUCAGGAUUUUGGAAAGCUAAAAUCUUAAGGUCAGCUAAAAUCUUCAAUUCAGAAUUUUGGAAAGCUAAAAUCUGUAAGGUCAGCUAA